Molecule: messenger RNA, 990 nt
Organism: Neodiprion fabricii
Lineage: Eukaryota; Metazoa; Arthropoda; Insecta; Hymenoptera; Diprionidae
Product: valacyclovir hydrolase-like
Exons: 5
Coding region: 127-918 (263 amino acids)
Source: RefSeq, a predicted model, not a curated record
AAAUCCACAUAGCCCUUCGCAGGUAAAGUGCGACGAUUAAUUCGGCAGAACCAUAAGUAUAUUUACAAUUAUUUAAUUUGAAUUGUAUGUGUCGGUACAACGUGAUUCUUUUGAAGUUCCAGAACAAUGAAUUCAAGGGAACAAAAAAUUAACGUUCACGGUGUCGAUUUAAAUUACCUAAAAGUCGGUAGUGGAAAACACGCAGUCCUUAUGCUUCCUGGCGCUAUGGGGUCAAUAUGGUCGAAUUUUAGGCCACAAAUUGAAAACUUGGAUAGGAACGAGUUUACAAUUAUAGCCUGGGAUCCGCCCGGUUAUGGACAGUCAAGACCACCAACCCGUAAAUUCGACGAAGGGUUUUUGCAGCAGGACGCAAUCUAUGCUAAAAAUCUCAUGUGCACUCUUGGCUACGAUAAUUUCUCUACUAUCGGUUGGUGCAACGGUGGAAUAACGUCUUGCUUUCUCGCUGCCAGGCAUCCCGAAUCUGUACAAAAAAUGAUCCUUAUUGGCACCAACUCUUACAUACUACCGGAGGAAAUAACAAUUUACAGAGGGUUGAAGGAUUUGGACGCAUGGACAGAAAGUAUGAUGUCUCCGUUGGCCGCUAUUUACGGAGAGAAGUACGUUCGAAAUGUGUGGCCAUCAUGGGUCGACGCGAUGGAAGAAAUAUACGAGAAACGAAAUGGAGACAUCUGCUCAGCUUUCCUCGAAAAGAUACAGUGUCCAACGUUAAUAGUACACGGUGAGGGAGACAGACUUGUCAAGGAAAGCCACGCUGCUGUGAUCCGCAACAAAAUCCGGAAGUCCAGGGUGUAUAUAUUUGAAAAGGGAUAUCACGACCCUCACUUGAGAUUUCAGGCAGAAUUUAAUGAUCUAGCAACGCAGUUUUUACUGUCUCCGUUUCAAGAUUCAGAACCGUAGUAAGUAUGUGAAAUAGAACUGCUAUAUAUCUUCGAUUUUUUGUGUUAUUCAAUAUAUUUCAUCUACACAGAA